UGUAUCUACCCAAAUAUGUUUAUAAGGUGAGCCUCCUUAAUUUCUCUGGCUACCAAAGAAUCUAAGGAGAUCUAGCAAUGAAGGUUUCAUUUGUGUUUUUUGCUUGUUUAGAGCUUGCACUGCUGGUUCUAGGACAAGAUCAAUCAGGAUUCAUAAGCAUAGAUUGUGGGAUACCUGAAGGUUCCAACUAUACUGAUGCGACAACAGGCAUGUAUUACAGCUCAGAUGAAAGUUUCACAGACAGUGGUUCUGGCAAGACAAUAUCCACCGAUUAUAUGACUAAUUCACUUGAAAAACAGCUCCAGAAUGUUAGAAGCUUUCCCGAAGGAAUUAGAAACUGUUACACUCUUACACCUGAACAAGGAAGAGGUAAUAAGUAUUUGAUAAGAGCAAGUUUUCUGUAUGGAAAUUAUGAUGCCAAAAGCGAACCACCACAAUUCCAUCUGUACAUUGGAGCUGAUUUCUGGGACACAGUAACACUCGAAGAUCAAACAACUGUUGUUCGUAAAGAGAUCAUACAUGUCCUCCUUACAGAUUAUACAUAUAUCUGUCUUGUAAACAAUGGCCUUGGAACGCCUUUCAUCUCAGUAUUAGAGUUAAGGCCUCUCAAUAAUUCUAUGUAUGAAACUAAAUCUGGAUCGUUGAAAUUUUAUGGGCGUUAUGAUUUGGGACCAACAUCCAAUGGAUUAGUCAGGUACAAAGAUGAUGUUUAUGAUCGGAUAUGGUAUCCCAUUGACUUCAAUUUCCGUAACACAUUAAGUACCUUGUCUGAGGUUUACUCCCAGAAUUCCAUAUACAAAACACCAUCUAAAGUUUUGAGCACCGCCAUCACGUCAGACUCUAACGAUUCCAUGUCCUUCUCGUGGCCUAACAAUUCCACCUACGAAUUUUAUAUUUACUUGUACUUUGCUGAAAUUGAACUGCUGAAAGGAAACCAGUCCAGAGAAUUCUACAUAUAUUUGAAUGGGGACCUAUGGUUUGAUGAACCUGUUGUUCCCCUUUACUUAUCCUCCGAUAUCAUAUACAGCACUUCUUCUGUGAGUUAUCCAAAGUUUGAUUUCUCAUUCAACAAGACCAGUAAAUCAACCCAUCCACCCAUCCUCAAUGCCAUGGAGCUUUAUACUGUAAAACAGUUCUCAAACAUUCACACAGAUGACAGAGAUGCUGCUGCGAUUAUAAGCAUCAAGUCGAUGUAUGGGGUGUCAAAGAACUGGCAAGGAGAUCCAUGUGCCCCUGAAGAUUACAUUUGGUUCGGCCUCAACUGCAGCUACGUUGGCAUCAAACCCCCUAGGAUCAUAUCCUUGAACUUGUCCGCGAGUAAUUUGACAGGAGAGGUAGCUCCUUACAUAUCCGAUCUCACACUGAUACAAUCCUUGGAUUUGUCCAACAACAAUUUAACUGGACAGGUGCCUGCAUUUCUAUCGCGAUUGCCUUCCUUGAAAGUCUUAAACUUGAAAGGAAACAACUUCACAGGGCCAAUUCCAGCAGAACUUAUUAUGAGGUCAAAUAAUGGAUCACUAUCAAUGAGUAUCGACGAAAGUGAAGGAGAAAAUGCAAAUCCUUCUCAGCCUAUUCCACCCAAAAAGAAAAAGAACAAAAUUGUUCCGGUGCUUGCAGCCAUUACUGCCGUCCUGCUCUUAGCUGCAAUAAUGGCAGUCUUAUGGAUUGUUACAAAGAGAAAACAACAAGUAGUAGUCAGGGAGGAGGAUGCUGAAACAAAGCAAAGAGAGAGGUCAUUGGAGGUCAAAAGUUGCAGGUUAACAUACUCUGAGGUUAUGAAUGCUACCAACAAUUUCCGUAGGGUUAUUGGAAAAGGAGGAUUUGGAACAGUUUACCAUGGCUAUUUAGGUAACCAUCAGGUUGCUGUAAAGAUGCUUGCUCCAUCAUCAAUUCAAGGAUACAAGGAAUUCCAAGCCGAGGCCGACCUUCUCACGAGCGUACGCCAUAAGAACUUGACUUCUCUUGUUGGUUACUGCAAAGAAGGCACCAAUAUGGCAAUCAUCUAUGAGUAUAUGGCUAAUGGAAACUUAAAGAGGCAUCUCUUAGAUAGAAAUUUGAAUGUUUUGGGUUGGGAAGAGAGGCUUCGAAUAGCAAUGGAUGCAGCACAAGGACUGGAGUAUCUGCACCAUGGUUGUAAACCACCAAUAAUCCAUAGAGAUGUGAAGACUACCAAUAUCUUAUUGAACGAAAAUUUUCAAGCCAAACUUUCUGAUUUCGGGUUGUCCAGAGUUUUCCCAACUGAAGGUGGCAGUCAUGUAUCCACAAUUGUUGCUGGUUCUCCAGGAUACCUUGAUCCUGAAUAUUGUACAUCAAAUAGGUUGAGAGAGAAAAGCGAUGUGUAUAGCUUUGGAAUUGUCCUCUUGGAGACGAUUACAAGCCGACCUCCAAUACCGGAAGGCCAUGACGAUACUCACAUUAUCCAAUGGGUUAGUUCUAAGCUUGCAAAUGGGGAUAUUAAAAGUAUUGUUGAUCCCAGAUUGCAUAGAGAUUUCAAUGUGAAUUCUGUUUGGAAAGCUGUAGAAUUAGCAAUGUCCUGUGUAUCACGCAAUCCCACUCGAAGGCCAACCAUGAAUUAUGUGGUGAUGGAAUUAAGGGAGUGUUUGCGACAGAGAUAGCACGCCAUCACCAUGAGACUGCAAAAGACUCAGUUACUGAAGUAAUGCCUAUGAUUAUGAAUCAGGAAAGUGAACUUAAUCUCCCAGCAAUUCGAUAGCUCUACAACUGAGUGUUGAUACUUCACUCCAUGUUUGUACUUUAGUCUCUUUAAAUUAAAAUAAACAACUUUGAAUUUCACAUGCUAAAUUUCCUCACC
Messenger RNA from Cornus florida, 2812 nucleotides. RefSeq names its product putative leucine-rich repeat receptor-like serine/threonine-protein kinase At2g19230. Gene Ontology annotation, biological process: protein phosphorylation. NCBI's taxonomy places the organism in Eukaryota, Viridiplantae, Streptophyta, Magnoliopsida, Cornales, Cornaceae. The record is from RefSeq and is a predicted model, not a curated record. Gene Ontology annotation, molecular function: protein binding; protein kinase activity; ATP binding.